This is a messenger RNA of Chlorocebus sabaeus (green monkey), 1362 nucleotides long. It is a transcript of the gene BAX, whose product is annotated as BCL2 associated X, apoptosis regulator. Gene Ontology annotation, biological process: mitochondrial fusion; intrinsic apoptotic signaling pathway in response to DNA damage; regulation of apoptotic process. Gene Ontology annotation, cellular component: mitochondrial outer membrane. Gene Ontology annotation, molecular function: channel activity; BH domain binding. Lineage: Eukaryota; Metazoa; Chordata; Mammalia; Primates; Cercopithecidae. The record is from RefSeq and is a predicted model, not a curated record.
ACAUACAAACAGAAAACAGGACUGGCGCGGUAGCUCAUGCCUGUAAUCCCAGCGCUUUGGAAGGCUGAGACGGCGGUAUCUCUUGAGCUCACAAGUUAAGAGACAAGCCUGGGCGUGGGCUAUAUAGCGAGAUCCAGGUCUCUACCAAAAACAAAACCACUCAGUUUUUAGUCAUCUACAACGUCCUGCCUGGAAGCACGCUAUUUUGGGUCUCUGAGCCUUUGCACUUGCUAUUCCUUCUGCGCUGGGGAGAGCUCAAACCCUGCCCGAAACUUCCAAAAAUGGUGCCUGGAUAAAUGAAGGCAUCAGAUUUGCGAUUGGACGGGUGUCUGUUGGAUGGCGCCACGGCUGGCACUUAUUGGGAGAUGCUCAUUGGACAGUCACGUGACGGGACUAAGUCUCCCGAGGGAGCAAGGCAGGUGCGAUCACGUGACCAGGCGGCGCUGCGGGGCAGCGGCCAUUUUGCGGGGCGGCCACGUGAGGGACGCACGUUCUUGGGGCUCUCACGUGACCCGGGGCGCGCUGCGGCCGCCCGCGCGGACCCGGCGAGAGGCGGCGGCGGGAGCGGCGGUGAUGGACGGGUCCGGGGAGCAGCCCAGAGGCGGGGGGCCCACCAGCUCUGAGCAGAUCAUGAAGACAGGGGCCCUUUUGCUUCAGGGUUUCAUCCAGGAUCGAGCAGGGCGAAUGGGGGGGGAGACACCCGAGCUGGCCCUGGACCCGGUGCCUCAGGAUGCGUCCACCAAGAGGCUGAGCGAGUGUCUCAAGCGCAUCGGGGACGAACUGGACAGUAACAUGGAGCUGCAGAGGAUGAUUGCCGCCGUGGACACAGACUCCCCCCGAGAGGUCUUUUUCCGAGUGGCAGCUGACAUGUUUUCUGACGGCAACUUCAACUGGGGCCGUGUUGUCGCCCUUUUCUACUUUGCCAGCAAACUGGUGCUUAAGGCCCUGUGUACCAAGGUGCCCGAACUGAUCAGAACCAUCAUGGGCUGGACACUGGACUUCCUCCGGGAGCGGCUGUUGGGCUGGAUCCAAGACCAGGGUGGUUGGGGGCUGCCCCUGGCUGAGUCGCUGAAGCGACUGAUGUCCCUGUCUCCAGGACGGCCUCCUCUCCUACUUUGGGACGCCCACGUGGCAGACCGUGACCAUCUUGGUGGCUGGAGUACUCACCGCCUCCCUCACCAUCUGGAAGAAGAUGGGCUGAGGCCCCCAGCUGCCUUGAACUGUGUUUUUCCUCCAUAAAUUAUGGCAUUUUUCUGGGAGGGGUGGGGAUUGGGGGACAUGGGCAUUUUUCUUACUUUUGUAAUUAUUGGGGGGGUGGGGAAGAGUGGUCUUGAGGGGGUAAUAAACCUCCUUCGGGACACA